Molecule: messenger RNA, 2094 nt
Organism: Aspergillus chevalieri
Lineage: Eukaryota; Fungi; Ascomycota; Eurotiomycetes; Eurotiales; Aspergillaceae
Product: putative nuclear localization protein
Exons: 3
Coding region: 1-2094 (697 amino acids)
Cellular component (GO): nucleus
Molecular function (GO): chromatin DNA binding
Source: RefSeq, a predicted model, not a curated record
AUGUAUGACACUUCCCACUCCGCCCCAAUGAAUGGAGUCGCGGGUGAUCUUGUCGAUGGGUCGGGCACUAUCAAUCCCGCUGCCUUGAAUAAUGCCUCCAUCGCUCUUCACACGCCUGCAGAAUCUUCAAAUAUAGUCCCUCGGGGGAUCAAGCGCAGUCGGAGCCCGGAAUUCAAUGCACUUACAGAUGGAGACCAUGAUGAUGGAACCGAUGAGCACGCUCGUCGGAAACGAGGGCGUCCUCCAAAAAUUCAACAACGGCCAUCUACUGCUGAUCAAGCUUCGUCCUCUACACCAGCCGCUUCAGGUGUCCAACUCCAAACGCCGCGCAUGCAGCCACAACCGCUUCCGCCGGUGGGCGCCGCCGUGUCACCACCGCAGGCUUCGCCUUCGGAGAAGACCACUCCAUCUAAGGCCACUGUGAUCAAGGCACUUCCGACCGUUCGCGACCACACCACGGACCAACUCGAUGAGCAGGGGGACGAAUACAUCCCCAAGGAGUUCGACGAUGCCGGUGAGAAAAAAGUGGAUGCCAUGGGUUAUCCCCAAGGCGGUCGGGAAUACAAAUGCCGAACCUUCCGCGUCGCUCCUCGCGGCAAGAAACUCUUCAUGCUUGCGACCGAAUGUGCGCGUGUCCUGGGAUAUCGCGACUCAUAUCUCUUGUUCAACAAAAAUCGUUCGCUACAUAAAAUUAUCGCGACGCAGGUGGAAAAGGAUGACAUGAUCCAGCAGGACAUCCUGCCAUACUCGUAUCGAUCCCGCCAGAUCGCCAUUGUUUCAGCCAGGUCCAUGUUCCGCCAGUUCGGCAGCCGAGUCAUUGUCAACGGACGAAGAGUACGCGACGACUACUGGGAGAGCAAGGCUCGGAAACAAGGAUUCACUGAGGAAGAUUUGGCCGGAGAAAAGCGACCAGGUGCCGCCAGGCGUGACGCGGCUGCUGCGGCCGAGGCUGCGAACGCCAAUCUAUUACCAACCCUAACCCACGGCGACGUGAUUUACAGCAACGCGCUCGAGGGGAUGCCCCUGCCCGGUGCGCCGUCCGUCUCCCUUUCGCAGCUUCCGAUCUUCAAUAUGACCACCACCGACGACCCUCGACUGCGCGAGUACAACAGUAUGCCGCGUGCGCGCCAGGAGGUUACCGGCCAUACCUACCAGGAUCGUAGCCAGCCCAGUUCGGCGGCGGACAUUCUGAAUCAGGCGUCGCAUACAGCGGAUUUUAAUAAAAUCUUGACCUCGCAGCGUGGAUUUCGCCAAAGGGGCCUGGAGGAUUUUUAUGCCAAGCAGCGUGAGGCAGCAGCAGAAGCAGCGCAGUCGCAGCCCGGGCAGCUCGACGUGGGCCAGCAGUCGACAUCACAAUCUCUACAGACCACUCAGAUUGCCGCGGGAGGAAUGGCGAAUUCGUCCGCGCCGCAGCCUGUCAUGUCUCAUCAAAGUGCCAUGAUGGGCGGUAGUCAGUCCGGUUUCCAUCCGCCAUCGCACCCGCAAGCGGCGAUCGCCCCAUCGCCUGCAGUACGAGCCAUGCCACCAGGCAUGCGACCAGAGCUGAUGCAGCGACCGGCUGCCCUGCCAACGCAGACGCCUCCCUAUGGAUAUCCGUCGCAGCCGCAACAAAUGUGGGGUCAGCCACCUCAACCACAGCCAUCACCGUUGUCUAGCACGCCGGUCGCCGGCAUGCCCCAGUACGCGCACCUCCACGCUGCACCACAACACUCGCCAUCGCCUCUGCCGCACAAUGUUCAGCAACCGCAUCCUUCGCAAUCACCUCGCAACCAACCUCGUCCGUCCGUACCCUCGAUGUCGCAACCAUUUCCUAUUCAUCACCCCCAGGCAGCGCAGCAGACACCUAUGGCGGCAUCCAUGGGAUUUCCCGGGGCUACGGCUGCCCCAUAUCCCGCCAUGGCUCGAGCCAUGUAUCCCGCCACUCAAGGCGGGGGUCAACCCUUCAUGACCGGAACACCGCAACCUGGACUCGCCAUGAGCAUGAGUGCGGGAGGUGCUGUCCCCGGCUGGCCAUCAGCUGCUGGUGGGACGCUCCAAUCCGGACCCCCCCAACCGGGUCAGUCCGGAAGUCCCAUGGGAUGGUCGGGUUACUGA